Linum tenue is the source of this 486-nucleotide messenger RNA. NCBI's taxonomy places the organism in Eukaryota, Viridiplantae, Streptophyta, Magnoliopsida, Malpighiales, Linaceae. The record is from the annotation of a GenBank genome assembly.
AUGAACCAGGAUUGCAUCUUUCUUUUGCUUUUAGGCCCCGCCGCCGGAUCCAGAUUCGGAUAUCCAUCUGCCGCCACCACAAGAGUGAUCGAUAUCCAAUCCAAACCACCCCAGCCGCCGCCACAUCACAAUCGAGCUGCUGCGGUGUCAUUCAAGCCGCAGCCGCAGGAUGGCGACGGCGGCGAGCAGCAACACAACAGCCACCGGAGGAUUCACGUCGAGGACAGGUUCACCGAUUACAUCGGUCGGGUCAGGAGGAAGCUCCGGACGCCGUCCACCGUCGGCGGCGGCGGCGACAACAAUCGGUAUAAUUAUGAUAAGCGCAAUUCAGGGAUUGGGAAUGACAACAAGUUCUCUGACUAUAUUAGUCAUGUGAAGAACAAGUUCGUCCGUACUUCAAACUACUUCGCCAGCUGCUUCUGCUGCCAAGCCCAAGUCAUGGAUCAAGUGAUUGAUUUGGGUACUUACUGCUUUAAGCAUGCUUGA